AUGGCUUCAACAACCGCAUUCACAACCAUCUCAACCGUCACACGUUCUUAUCCUACACCCUCCUCUUAUCCUUCACCCUUCCCCAAACCAAUCACAUCCCUCCAUUUCCCAUCCCAAACACCAACAACCCUCUCCCACCGCUCCACCCGCCUCCACCGCAUCACCGCCGUCUCCGCAGAAGUCGAAAAGCUCGGCAACGAGAUCUCCGGCCUCACACUCGAACAAGCCAAGAACCUAGUUGACUACCUCCAAGACAAACUCGGAGUAACCGCAGCCUCAUUCGCUCCCGCCGCCGCCGUUGCCGCUCCCGCCGCCGCGGAGGUCGCUGUCGUGGAAGAGCAAACAGAAUUCGAUGUGGUGAUUGAGGAGGUUCCGAGUAACUCGAGGAUUUCGGCGAUUAAAGCGGUUAGGGCUUUGACGAAUUUGGGAUUGAAAGAAGCCAAGGAGCUGAUUGAAGGUUUGCCGAAGAAAUUCAAAGAAGGUGUUUCGAAAGAUGAAGCGGAAGAUGCUAAGAAACAACUUGAAGGUGCAGGUGCUAAAGUUAACAUUGUUUAG
Molecule: messenger RNA, 555 nt
Organism: Vicia faba (fava bean)
Lineage: Eukaryota; Viridiplantae; Streptophyta; Magnoliopsida; Fabales; Fabaceae
Source: the annotation of a GenBank genome assembly